Cylas formicarius (sweet potato weevil) is the source of this 516-nucleotide messenger RNA. RefSeq names its product homeobox protein rough-like. The coding region runs from base 1 to 516 and encodes 171 amino acids. Gene Ontology annotation, biological process: regulation of DNA-templated transcription. The transcript has 3 exons. Gene Ontology annotation, molecular function: DNA binding; DNA-binding transcription factor activity, RNA polymerase II-specific. NCBI's taxonomy places the organism in Eukaryota, Metazoa, Arthropoda, Insecta, Coleoptera, Brentidae. The record is from RefSeq and is a predicted model, not a curated record.
AUGUCCUCGCCCAAAGAGUUCUUCAGGAAGAUUUACGGAGACCUGGAGGAAGAGGCGAGAGGAGCGAAGUCCCUCGGGACUCUGGCGGUACCCGUACCGGUACUGGCUUCGCAAUGGUCGUCGUUUUUACGGGAACCCCGCCAUGCGACUCCGAUCGGCAAGCAGUUCUCCAUAUCUCUAGACAGACGGAAAAGGCGCGAAUCAAGACCCAGACGGCAACGCACCACAUUCACCAACGAGCAGACCCUCCGAUUGGAGACGGAGUAUCAUGCCACGGAGUACAUCAGCAGGGAGAGGAGGUGUGCGCUUGCGUUGGAUCUAGGACUGACGGAAACUCAGAUCAAGGUGUGGUUUCAGAAUCGCAGGGCCAAAGACAAGAGGAUCGAGAAGGCGAACCAUUACAGGGAGUUGAUCGAUUCCGUCAAGGCGGACAUUUUGACGUGCGCCGCGCGCAAAGCCCACGCCUACUCGAUGCUGUACUCUGAGAUGUUUGCGAAUCGCCGGAAGUGGUGGUAG